UCGCAAAGUGUUGCAAGACAAAUAGUCGAUCUAUCGUUCGUUUGUUUAUUCACCAAAAUCAUCAUUUUUUUUUAAAUAAACGAUUAUAAAAGAAAAUCAGUGAAUAUUACAAUUAGAAAGAGAGAGAGAGACUGCUCUCUGUUGUCACAUGCAAGAUGGGAGUGAUGAGUGUAUUGAAAUGGCUCAGAAAGGAUAUUGGUUACAGAGACAGAAGAAGACAAAGUUUAUCCGAGAAGCAACCGAUUUUUCCAAAUGAAUCUUAUCGAAACGCAUUACAAGCAUUUAUGGAUCGUCGAAGAUUUUCAUCAUCGAUCAUAGAAACAGGAGUUGGUGGUAACAACAUUUUAAAUGUAAAUGACGUUUCUUUGUUAACGGAUAGUACUGUUAACGAUAUGGAAAAAGAUAAAGAUAUUGAAAACGAUUGUAAAAUAUCUCAAGAAGAAGAUUCAUUAUUGUUGCUGGAUGUACCACAUGUACCGGCAUCGGAGAUCUUUGAGAUCGGAUCGGUCGCUGGAACGGAGGAUCGAUAUUUGGAAUUGAUCUAUGCCGAGUGGGAAAACACGCGAAUCUCAUUGAAGAGGCAAACGCAUCCGGAGUGUCGAAACGCGGUCAAAGCAGACAUGGAAAUUCUCACAAAAAUUCGCCAUCCAAAUGUAUUGAUGUUAAUGGCUUUAACACAGACGGAAGAACACGGGCUCAUUUCAAUUCUCGAACCCGUAGACUGUACCCUUUACAAUUACAUACACGAGCAAGGCGAAAGAAUUUCCGUUCGGCAAAUGGCAAGGUUUGCUGGAAAAUUAGCCGAUGCACUUAGGCAUGCACACAUGCGUGGUUACAUCCACAGUGCGAUUAGUCCUCAUUGCGUUUAUCUCACCUUUGGUGAAACUGUUAAACUUGCUGGAUGGGAAUUGGCUGUCAGCGUAACUAACACAAAAUCCCCAAAAAUAUACGAGGACAUUUUACGCAGCGAAAUCAUCAGAUGGCAAGCACCAGAAUUAUUUUCUAAUAUUGUUUGCAAAGAGAACGACAUUUAUGGACUUGCCUUGCUCAUAUGGGAAAUGUGCACCAUGCGUAUACCAUGGAAUGGCUACGACGUUUCAGAAGUGAAAAAUCAGUACGUACAAUUGGGACAAAGUAUUCCUUUAGAUUUAGGCGAUUCUCCAGCGAUAAUUUAUAGUUUGUUAGAAGUAGCUUUACAAAUUGAUCCUGCCAAAAGAAGUAUCGAUCUUAUUAAAACACGCAGAUUGUUACAAAGUCUCGAAAUAAAACACGAGUAUAAGGAGGACGAAUGCAAAAGAAAAGAAAAGAAAGAAAUUAACAAGACAAUUGUAACACCAAGCACUAAAAAACCCUCGACUGCAACUGACUGUAAUAGCCCAUCUACGGUGAUAUCAUUAAAUGAAAAUGUGGACAUUGUAAAAAGUAGAACAUGUUUGGAUUCUACGAAAAUCAAAAGUAUAGCAGAAAAAAACACUUCGAACGAAGUGUUCAUCACAGAGUGUUCACCAAAUUCAAAAUUAAAUUCACUGAUUCAAAAUGAUCGACAGAACUUUCUUUCGAGUCCAAAGAGAUCAAUCGAAAGAGAUAAUCAUAAAGAAAUGAAAUUAACUUCAUUGGAUAAAAAGGAAAAUAAAGAAAAUAAAAAUAAUUCGAAGAAAAGAAGUAACAAUGUCAAUUCUGAUUUACCAGAGUUACAAUCUUACAGUGCGUUUAAAAAGUCGCAACUUAUGAAACAUUCGAAAUCAUUGAAUAGAAAAAGUGAACAAGUAGAAUUACCUAAAAUUUUGACUGAAUCUACUUGCAGUAAUAUAUCUGUAGUAUCUUCUUUUAACAUUGCAGAAGAUAUUACAGCAGAGACUAAUCCACGUGCUAAUUUGCAACGUUUGAAAGAAACUCUUGCUAAUAAAAGAGAACGUUUUUUUAAGAAUAUCGAAACACCCCAACCUCAGUCACCUGAAAACAAUGAAAGUAAAUGUCAAGAUGAUUCAAUCGUCGAGUCAGAAAUAUUGGCCAAAGUGAAGAGUAGAGAUUACGAGCCACAUAAACCUGCUAGUCAUAAGACAAGUUUAGAAAAAAAAUGUAAUAGAUCUCCCGGUUCAUACGAUUCGCCAUACAUAUCACCAUAUAUUUCGCCUGAUCAAUCAACUUGCAAACAACCUUACUCACAGAUGCCUACAAAUAUAAAAACUGCAAUAAUGAAACCUCGUGUAAUAUUAUCGCAUCCUCAAGGCUUUUUUGAAGCAUCCUUGUGGAAAAAGGAAAAAGAAAUUUGUAUAUCCAAAAUGUGGAAAGAGGAUCCAAACGUUACGCAAAUAUCUGCGGGAACUGCAGAAAAUUCUGUUACGAAAUUAGACGAUCUUAUAAAACCUUUGGAAACGUGUAAUGUUAACAACAAAUCAGUAGACGUUAAAAAACAAGGUGAACAAAACGACAACAGGGUAUUUACCGAAAGGGUGGUAACUGAGUCUGAGUCGAGAUCAGAAAUGGAUUCGUUACAAGUUUUGAAAGAUGCGUUGGAUAGAGCAACAGAAAUCAUUUGUGCAAAUAAAUCUAUUCAGAAUGAAUCGGGCACAACACAUUUACCUUCUUACAAAUCCUGUGAUAAUAUUAAUACUGUAACAAAUAACACGUACAUUAGUAAAUCGUUCCUGAAUAAUAAGGCAUAUAAAUUAACUUAUACCGACGAUAUCAAAGAUGACAAAAACAAGAAACUAGACGAUACAAAUAAAACAUUAAUGUCAAAUAAAAAUCGAUCCUUUGAUAACGAAUUAAAUAGUAAUACGUUGUUGAAAGAAAACAUCAAUGAUACUAAAAAAACUAACUUUACUACGAGAGAAAAUCAAGACGGAAUCUACAGAGCAAAUGUUUGUCAUUUAAAAAACUCAUUACAUGAUAUUGAUACGAUUAAAUUUAAUGAUAAGAAAUUAUCCAACAGAAAAUAUACUGAAAAUUACUUUUCUUCAAUGUCGACCGAUGUAAAACAGAAUAUGGAAUCUUCGAGCAAAAAUUGCAGUAAAUGCAAUAACAAAUUAUCAAUAAAAAGAAGAUUUUCAUUACCAAAUAUUAUUCCUCAUCAUAAAGUAGGAAAUCAUUCGCAUUUAGGCAAACUACCGAUACGUAAAGCUGACAAUUCUGCUAAUACCUCGAUAGAGGAUUUCUACAUCGACGACGAUAAUUUAGAAUUGAAUAAUUUAAAUGUUAAUAUGGUAUUAUUGAACGACGAUGAAGUUUUUUACGAUAAUUAUUUCUUUGACAAAAAAGCAACUUAAAAUUUCAUUUUAUAAUGCGAUCAUUUCUUUUUUUUUUUUUAUUCUCUCCAUUUGAAUAUUUUUCACAAGUUUUGUUCUACACAAAAAUUUGACUAAUACUUAAUGUUAAUAUAAGUAAACUCCAACUAUGGUUGAGUAUUAAAAAGUGAGAGAGAGAGAGAGAGACAGAGACAUUGAAUAAGAAAACAAAAAAAGAAAAAAACAAAGCCUUAUUUUUACUUAGAAAUAGAAAUUAGCUAACAAUAAGUUCUUUUGUUCGUACAAUAUAUAUAUAUUUUAUUUUUUUACGUGUUAUAUAUAUAUAUAUAACUAUAUAUAUAUACAUUUAUUUAAUUAAUAGUACUCUAUAUAUUUCCGUUGUAAGAUAUUACUUUAAAUUAUAUUAUUAAUAUAAAAAACAAAACGUUAU
Molecule: messenger RNA, 3678 nt
Organism: Polistes dominula (European paper wasp)
Lineage: Eukaryota; Metazoa; Arthropoda; Insecta; Hymenoptera; Vespidae
Biological process (GO): intercellular bridge organization; male meiotic nuclear division; mitotic sister chromatid separation
Cellular component (GO): midbody; kinetochore; intercellular bridge
Molecular function (GO): protein kinase activity; ATP binding
Source: RefSeq, a predicted model, not a curated record